GACGAAACAGAGAUCUUUCGCGUUCAGUCGAGGCGAGUGCGAUAGCAUAUCGUGUACGACGACAAGUGCGCGUGUGUUCUUCGCCGAUAUACGCGCGGUCGCCGUCGAAACGUUCAAUUGGCCGUAAUCUGUGUUUGUUAUUUAAAUUGCCCCAUAAGCAAAGUAAACAGCGUGUUAAAGUCCGUCUUCUCACACAAUCCCAACUUCUUAAGAAUACUCGAAAGCGGCCCGCCGGAAUUCGAAAACAACGAAAAAAAUUUUUAAAAUUAACACAAUCGAAAAAUAACAAAAAAAAAGUAAUUGAAAGAUGAAAUUUAAAAAAAGAGAAACCCAAGACGGUUUAACUUCCCUUUAAAAAGUGCCGCCGUUGAUUAUCGUUCGCGAAAAUCGAAAGUGAAAUUGAGUACACUUUUUUGUUUUGGACGGAACAAAACAGGAUCAAAAAAAAACAAAAAAUAAUUUAGUGGACUUUCUACGAAAGUGCGGAUGCGUGUUUUAAUGUUUGCGUGCCAAUCCGUAUUUUUGCUUGUGAUGUAAACAAAUACUUGUUGGGUAUAUACCACUUAGGGAUUUCCUUAAAAAACAAACCCCCCACCGUGUGAUGUCAGUGCUUACUUUUUGAUUUAUCGCCAAAAAAUCAACUGAAAGUAACAAGUCCAGAAGAACGCGCCAGUUCUCACAUCAUUCUUGCGCUACGUCAGAUUUUACUACACAUGGUGAUCCUGGAGAAUUCUUAAGCGCGGGGGCCGGUCAUGCGCCUGGGCCCGGCCCUGCUGGUCGCGCUGCUUCCACUUCUAGCUUGGGCUGACCCGACGACCAACAACAUCAUCAACAGCCGCGUCGCUCCCGAUGACCACGAGGCGCCAGCGACGACGUCGGCAGUCGCGACGGCUUCCGUCCCGACGCCGUGCUGUAGCUCCACUGAGCGCACUUCCACAGACGGCGGGGCGACGUCGACGAAUGCGACGCAAGAAGGCGCCACCUACCUCGGAGAAUACCCCGUCGGAAAUAAAAAGAAAAUCUUUCAUAUCGGCUAUUUGCCUGCCGUUCGAGGAAACCUUAAUGAAAGACAGGGAUUGGCUAUUUCUGGGGCGAUUACUUAUGCUUUAGAUCAGAUAAACCGCAACGAAACUUUUCUUCCUAACGUCACGUUGAAAUUAAAAUACCAUGACACAAGAGGUGAUACAAUUGAAUCUGCCAGUGCAAUAUCCAAAAUGAUUUGUGAAGGAGUUGCCGCCUUUUUUGGACCAGAAGCCUCUUGCCACGUGGAAGCCAUUCUAUCUAGAUCAAGAAACAUUCCUAUGUUCAGUUAUAAAUGUUCAGAUGCGCAAGCAUCCGAAGUAGAAACAUUUGCAAGAACUGAACCACCGGAUACUCAGGUCACAAAAUCGGUGCUAUCUCUUCUUUUUUAUUAUAAUUGGAAAAAAUUUACAAUAAUCUAUCAAAAGUCUUGGGAAACGGUCGCUAAGUCACUUAAAAAGGAAGCAUUAGCCAAUAAUAUGACCAUAAAUGAUUAUGAAGUGAUUGAUGAUCAUUGUUGCGAAAAAAUGCUUAAGUGUUGUGAAACUUCGUUCUUCAACGAACUUAUUACGAAAACUCGACAUAGAACUCGCCUAUACGUUUAUCUUGGAGGUACAACAGCUUUACUUCAAAUGAUGACAAUGAUGCAGCAAGCACAAUUAUUUGAUAACGGUGAUUAUAUGGUGAUAUAUGUGGAUGUGAACACUUAUUCUGCUAAAGAAACUUAUAAAUACCUUUGGAGACAUGAUUUUCUUACAAAUGUAGGUACAUGCGAAGAUUUUGAUAAAGAUUUUAGAAAACGAGCACAAUCGUUACUGGUUAUUGUACCUACAGGAAUCUCAGAUGGUUAUGAAAAUUUUACAGCCGCCGUUAGAAAAUACAACUCGAAAGAACCAUUUAACUUUGUUAUACCAGACAUAUUCAACUCCGCUGUGUUUGUUUCGAUUUAUGCGGCGUAUUUGUAUGAUUCUGUAAUGUUGUACGCGAGAGCAUUGCACGAAUUGCUGCAAAAUGAAUCAAAUUUGGAUGAUGAAAAAAUUGAUGAAAUUGGAAAAGACGGUAUGAAGAUUAUUAAAAAGGUUAUCAGUUUCGAAUCGUACCCCAGUAUUUCAGGAGUGACUGUGAGAAUUGAUAACAAUGGCGAUUCGGAAGGAAACUUUUCCCUUUUGGCUUUGACCGAAUUAUUUGACGAUGAUAUCUCUUUGUCCAGAACUCUUAAUUGUUCAUGGCAAAUGCGCCCGGUAGCAAUAUUCAAGGGAAAUGCUAAUGGAAUACCACAAUACCAGCUGACAAAAACGAAACCUAUUCUUUGGUUGAAAGGUAAAGUGCCUCCGCAUGAACCAAGUUGCGGUUUUAACAAUGAACUGUGCGCGAAGAAAAGCGAUAGCUUCAAAACAAGCAUUGUGUCGGCUGCUGUGUUAGGUGCGAUGCUUUUCUGCGCUAUAGUCAUUACAGUGAGCAUCUAUCGAAAGUGGAAGAUCGAACAGGAAAUUGAAGGAUUAUUAUGGAAGAUAGAUGCACGCCAAUUAUCUGGAUAUUACGAUCCUGUUGGGUCUCCUAGUCGUACUAGUAUAGGAAGCAUUAGUAUGACUUCGUUUGGAAGUAGGGCUGGUGUUCAACCAUUUGCAACGACAGUUUUAUUAAAAGGGGUAACCGUGCGGAUUAAAAAACUAUCCUUUUCGAGGAACAUAACGUUUUCAAGGGAUGAUAUGAAGAAAAUGCGAUUAUUAAGGGAGCUUCGACACGAUAACGUUAAUUCGUUUAUAGGAGCCUGUAUCGACACUACGUCAAUUUUACUAGUCACUGACUAUUGCGCCAAAGGAAGUUUAUAUGAUAUUAUAGAAAAUGAUGACAUUGAACUGGACAGGAUGUUUAUUGCUUCGCUUGCCCACGAUCUCAUUAAGGGCAUGUUGUAUCUACACAAUUCUGUGUUAGAAGUACACGGUAACUUAAAAUCCUCGAAUUGUGUCGUAACUAGUCGUUGGGUUUUACAAGUUACUGAUUUCGGGUUAGCAGAAUUAAGACAACUUUCGGAAAGUGAUGUUGGGAGUAUAGGUGAUCAUCAACAUUAUAGAGCUUUAUUUUGGAAAGCACCAGAAUUAUUAAGACAUCCCAAUGCGUAUAUACAUGGUACACAAAAAGGUGAUAUUUACGCGUUUGCAAUUAUCCUUUAUGAAUUAAUUGGAAGAAGGUCUCCGCCGUUUCGUGGCGCUGGCUUGGAGCCAAAAGAAAUUAUAGAUUCAAUAAAACGAAUACCGGGCGAUGAGUAUCCGUUUAGACCAAAUUUAAAACUUUUAGAAGAAAAGGAAUUUGGCGACGAAGAAUAUAUUCUGCAAUGCAUUAAAGAUUGUUGGGCGGAAGAUCCAGAUUUGAGGCCUGAUUUUACGCAAAUUCGAAUCAGAUUGAAAAAAAUGAAGGAAGGAAAGAAGAAUAUUAUGGAUCAAAUGAUGGAAAUGAUGGUUACAUACGCGAAUCAUUUAGAGGAUUUAGUACAAGAACGAACUAGAUUGUUAAAUGAGGAGAAAAUGAAAACUGUCGAUUUGCUUCAUAGAAUGUUACCAAAGCCAGUCGCGGAGAAAUUAACUGCUGGUUGCGGUAUAGAACCUGAAUGGUUCGAUAUGGUUACAAUUUAUUUCAGUGAUAUAGUUGGUUUUACUGCAAUGUCAGCUGAAAGCACUCCAUUACAAGUCGUAAACUUUUUAAAUGAUCUCUAUACAGUAUUUGAUAGAAUUAUCAGGGGCUAUGAUGUUUAUAAAGUAGAAACAAUAGGUGAUGCUUACAUGGUGGUUUCAGGCCUUCCAGUUAGAAAUAAUGCAUAUCAUACGGGAGAGAUAGCAUCCAUGGCUCUCGAUCUUUUAUCACACGUGAGAGAUCACAGAAUACCUCAUCGACCUAACGAAACCGUUAAAUUACGCAUUGGAAUCCACACAGGUCCCGUCGUUGCUGGAGUUGUUGGAUUAACAAUGCCUAGGUAUUGCUUAUUUGGAGAUACUGUUAAUACCGCUUCAAGAAUGGAAAGUAAUGGGGAACCUCUUAAGAUACACAUAAGCGUUCAAUGUAAAGAGGCUUUAGAUAAACUGGGGGGUUAUAUUGUUGAAGAACGUGGUUUGGUCAACAUGAAGGGUAAAGGAGCAGUUUUAACUUAUUGGUUAGUUGGUGCGACGGACAAUGCCAUACAAAGAAGGGAAGAACGUGAUCUUGAAGAAUGUCUACCGUUGUUUUGCAAACCAAAACGGGGUAGUCCAAAAUUAAAUAAUGAUUCUAGGCAAGCCUCUUUCUGUGGUGGUUGCGUGGGAUUAAAUAGUCGAAGACAGUCAAGUGUACCUAGAGGGACAAGUGUGGAAGUUGACAGUUGUUCAACACUGCACAAUCCUUCACCGCUCCUAGUAAGAAAUAGAUCGACACGUCAUGUUUUGCACGUUCCGGAUGCUACCUCCAAACAAACAAUAAAUUCCACGUUUGGGAGCCAAGUAAUAGAUGCCAAUGAAUUGGAAACGAAUAGAAGAGGUUUAAGAACGCGAAGAGUUUUAUCGAGUAUAGCAUCAAGUUGUGAUGAGCCAUGCAAAAGCCAAAUAAUACCAAAAGUUCGCGAAUCAAAAUCUUUAGAUAUAUUGCCAGUAAUUAAGAGACCGUUUCUUUUUUCUGGUAGAAGAACGGAUUCGAAACGUAGUACAAAGUCUUUGGAAGAGAGUUGUGAAAAAUGUGGUGAUAUUCAAAUUAUUGCAAUUCCAACCAAUAGGCUUGUAAAUAAUAAUUUUGCUAAUGGUAAUAUGUUCGGUUUGACUGAGCAAAAUACCAGUUCGUUGGAUGAUGUAGAAGAACCAUUAUUAAAUUCCAGAGGAUUGAAUCCAACAAUAGUACAAAGAAAAAGAGUGGGUAGUGGUAUAGAUGAGAUUACUGAUGAAUUGGCGUCAAAACGAUGGAAAUCACUGGAAUCUCUUCGCACGAUAGGCGAACAGAUACCUAGUGAUAGGCCAAGCAAAAAGAAUCCACCUAGACACUCAAUAAAAAGUUGGAUUUUUGGAUUCUUUAACGGAAACGGAAUAAAGGCCAGCAACACAGUUUUAAACGAUUAUAACAGCAUACAAUUAGAAAAGGAAAGCAUUGUUUAAUCAAUCGUACUUUUUUUUAAAUUUUAAAAAUUAAAUGUUUGACGUGUUACAUGAAUAUUUGUCUUUAAUAAUGUACCUUUUGUGUGUAAAUCAAAAUCUAGUGUAUGCAUUUAUAUCGCAACUUGUGUGAUGUUUUGUGCAUUCAAGUCUAGAAUACGUACAGUGAUUCAAAUUUUGAAUAAACUGUAUUUUCAAAAAAAUAAUUUUCAUGUGUUGAUAAAUAGACAAUCACAUUAUGUUUCUUGUCAAAUUAUAUCAACGUUAGUCAUAUCAUUGUCUCGAAAAUGUAUGGUACAAGUUAUAAGAAUAUAACAAUUCGAGUAACAAAAAAAAAUAAUAAAAACUAUAUUGCACAAAACUAUCUUAAUCUAUAUGCAAUGUCAAUGUCUUAUUAUUGUAUCAAUCUUAAUCAAUUUUCAUCUGCUGGUAUCUGAUUAGCAGCAAUGUGAAGAGUUUAUUCAAUCAGUGCUAGCAGAGAGAACCGCGCUGAACAUACGGUUUUUGUUGGAGGGUCAGUGAUUUUGUCGAUUGAAUGGCUGUGAACAUUAUCUCCAUGUAAAUAAAAGAAAAAAAUUCAAAAAAAAAAAGAAAGGAAACUAUCCAAUUUCUUUCACACUUUUUAGAAUACAUGUGCCAUUAACUUAUGUUAGAAAAAAAGAAUUACAUUUUAGAUUUAUAAAUUUUAUCUAUAGUUAAAUCACAUGUAAAUAUUAUUGUCAUUAGAUAAUGUUUGAUAAAUAGACGUAUUUAUUUAUUAAAAAAA
This is a messenger RNA of Onthophagus taurus, 5895 nucleotides long. RefSeq names its product receptor-type guanylate cyclase Gyc76C. Lineage: Eukaryota; Metazoa; Arthropoda; Insecta; Coleoptera; Scarabaeidae. Gene Ontology annotation, molecular function: guanylate cyclase activity; ATP binding; peptide receptor activity. Gene Ontology annotation, cellular component: plasma membrane. Gene Ontology annotation, biological process: receptor guanylyl cyclase signaling pathway; cGMP biosynthetic process; intracellular signal transduction. The record is from RefSeq and is a predicted model, not a curated record.